Messenger RNA from Paramecium tetraurelia, 969 nucleotides. RefSeq lists its product as uncharacterized. Lineage: Eukaryota; Ciliophora; Oligohymenophorea; Peniculida; Parameciidae. The record is from RefSeq and is a predicted model, not a curated record. The transcript has 2 exons.
AUGAUUUAUGUAAGGUCAAUUAAUCAAGAUACCAAAAAUCAAAUGAUAAUCUUGGAUUUUAGUACAUUUUAAGUCACUACAUAAAUGAAUAAACGUGAAUUGGCAGAGUUCAGAAAGGAAGUUAGAAAUAACAUUUUACAUCGAGAACCAUUCGUUGAACCUCAAGAAAAGCCAAGUCUCUAUUUAGGAAAAUGGGGAAAACCUGAUAGACCAACCCUGUAAGAAAUCUUAAUAUUUAGCGAACCAUUAAGUUAAAGGAGAACACCAAAUAGCAAAAUUCCAGGAGGGUUGAAUUUCGAUGAAAUAUUUUCAAAACGAUUUGAACCUUAAUCUAAAGCAGUACCCUUAAGCAAAUUAUACCAAGCUGAUAAAGGCCCUUAGAGAUAGUAUAAGGCGGAUUCGUUUUUUGAUAACUCCUUUAGUAAACCCUCAAGAGUGAAUACUUUAGGCUCUGGAUACAAAGAAUCUCCAUAAAAAUCACAAUAAAGGUUGGAGAGAUUUAAGAGUUGGGAUAAUAUAUUAGAUGUUCAAUUGAAACUGUAAAACAAGGCAAUCAGCAAUACAGUGCUUGGAGAAUAGCCAGGAUUUUACAAAUAUAUCAAUGAAACAAAACAAGGACUCUUUGAUUAACACUAUGCUCCUGCACUGACAGUUAAAAACAAAGGCAGCAGUAGAGAUCUUAGUUAGUUCUAAAACAUCUACAGUGUAACUCCUAGAUAAAAUUAAUCACGACAUCUAUCACCUUAGUUUACAAAUAAAAACUUAGAGAAAAUUCCAUUAACAGAUAUCGUUAGAAUGACUUCACAUUUUUCUUCGUUGUCCUCAUAAGAAGUUAAGAAGGUUUCCUCUGGGUACUUUUAAGAACUCAUUAAUUUAUAAUAAUCCUUGCAAAGAAUGAUUAGAAUGGGAACCAACAAUUAUUGAAUUAUUAAAUAUUAUUACUAUUGAUUUGGAAAAGUUUAAUUUCAU